UGGCUGUCCAUGGCUUCGUCUCCAAAUCCGUCUGUUCCCGGAGCCCUGCCUGCGGGUGUCCUUGGUCCUGCUGCCCUUUGCCCACCAGAUGCGCCCACCCCUGCAGCCCUCCUCUCCCCUCAGCGCCCACCAAGGGAGGCGGCCAGUUCCGGGCCUGCUGUCCUCACGUGCUUUCCCGGCCACCCCCUCCCGCCCUGCGAGGCCGCUAAGCCUGUUCCUCUUCCUCCAAGCUAUUGCGACAGACUGGGCUCCCAGCGCUCCCUGUCCCCGCCCCGCGGCCGUCUCGCUCCACUCCCACUUCCUGAGCCCGGCGCUGGAGCCCUGGAGGCCAGGCCCGGCCGCUCCGGCCCUGGGGGGCACGUCGGCCCAGCAGCUGGGCUCGGGAAGUGGCCGCCAUCACUGCUCAGGAGGUCCGGGCUUCCCACCCUCCUCCCAGGCCUCCACCCAUCUGCUGCACGGCCAGCCCAAGUGCCGCCAUGCGCCUGCCUCCAGCCGCCUCUCCCUGCGGCCUGGCCUGGGGGCCACUCCUGCUGGGCCUCUGUGGCCUCCUGGCAGCAUCCCAGCCCCAGCUGGUGCCCCCUUACCGCUCUGAGGACCGCACGUGCUGGGACCAGGAGAAGGAGUACUAUGAGCCCAAGCAUCAGGUCUGCUGCUCCCGGUGUCCUCCAGGCACCUUCGUCACAGCCGAAUGCAGCCGCAGCCAGAACACGGUCUGUACCACGUGUGCCGAAAAUUCCUACAACGAGCACUGGAACCACCUCUCCAUCUGCCAGCUGUGCCGGCCCUGCGACCUGGUGCUGGGCUUCCUGGAGGUUGCGCCUUGCAGCAGCACUCGCAAGACGGAGUGUCGCUGCCAGCCGGGAAUGUUCUGCGCCCACUGGGACACCGAGUGUGUGCACUGUGAGCCGCUCUCCGAGUGUCCCCCCGGCACUGAAGCCUCGCGCCAAGGUCAGAGGGCAGCCUGAAUUAGAUGGAGAUGAGGAGGCCGACAACACCUGCACCCCCUGCAGGACAGGGCACUUCCAGAACGCCUCCUCCUCCAGUGCCCGCUGCCAGCCCCACACCAGGUGCAAGGACCGGGGCUUGGUGGAGGCAGCCCCAGGCACUGCCCAGUCUGACACGAGCUGCAGAAACCCACCAGAGCCACUGCCCCCCAAGACACCAGGCACGAUGCUGGUGCUGGCCAUCCUGCUGCCCCUGCUCUCCCUUCUGCUGCUCACCACUGUGGCCGCCUGCACCUGGAAGAGCCACCCUUCUCUCUGCAGAAAGCUGGGAUUGCUGCUCAAGAGCCGUCCAGAGGGAGAAGAAUCCCCCUCCUGCCCCCUUCCAAGGGCCAGCCCUCAUGUCCCUGACUUGGUGAAGCCACUACUGCCCGUCUCUGGAGAUCUGUCCCCGGGCCCCACCCGACCCCCAGGACACCCACCUCAGGAGGAAGUGGUGCCGCAGCAGCAGCAGUGUCCUCUGAACCAGACCAGGGAGCCGGAGGCUGAGUUGGGGGAGCAGAGCCAGGUGGCCCACGGUGCCAGCGGCAUUCAUGUCACCGGGGGCUCUGUGACCGUCACUGGCAACAUCUACAUCUACAAUGGGCCGGUGCUGGGGGGAGCGCGGGGCCCGGGAGACCCCCCGGCUUCCCCCGAGCCUCCGUACCCCACUCCUGAAGAGGGUGCUUCCGGCCCUUCGCAGCUGUCUGUGCCCUACCAGGAAGACGGCAAAGCUUGGCAUCUGGCCGAGACAGAGACACUGGGGUGCCACGCGCUCUGACCAGGCCCAAGAGCAGUCGUCACCCUCGCCCGAUGGUGUCCGGGGAGCGAGAGGAGAGGGGCUGAGAGCUGCCUCCCGAGGCUGCCCACCCACAGGACUCAUGGGGCUGGGCAGGCUCUUUGGGCACAGCCCCAAGGGACCAGGCCUCAGAUACUUAGAGAGCGUCAGACCCCAGCUGGGACCGCCCCUGCCAGACUCUCAGCCCUGCCUGGCCAGGCUGUGACCUAGUACUGACCCACUGCCCCAAGGGGCCACACCCACUCAGCCUGGGCCACCCAUGGGGCCCGGGCUCUAACUGCUGGCCACCACAGCACUCCACACCCCGAGCACGGCACCGAGGGGAGCUGGCCACACGGUCUGUCACCCACAAGGACAUCCUCGGAACCUCCGGGGACUCGUGGUGCUUGGCCCCAAGCUUCAGCGGCCUUUGAGGCUCCGUACUUCACGCCGACCAAGCUGGACCCCAGGUGCAGAUGAGGUUGCACGGAGGAUCGCCUGCCCCUGCCUCCUGGAGGAGGAGGGGAGAUGGGUCGGUCACACGGGGGUUGGGUAGGGCUACAGGUAUGGGGGAAGAGUUUGGGAAUGGAGGAAAAUGACGAGUGUAUUUAUAAAUUGUAACCACAUACAAAUAAAAAGGAGAUUGAGACCCA
Molecule: messenger RNA, 2411 nt
Organism: Heterocephalus glaber (naked mole-rat)
Lineage: Eukaryota; Metazoa; Chordata; Mammalia; Rodentia; Bathyergidae
Gene: Ltbr
Product: lymphotoxin beta receptor
Biological process (GO): hematopoietic or lymphoid organ development; immune response; positive regulation of canonical NF-kappaB signal transduction
Molecular function (GO): ubiquitin protein ligase binding
Source: RefSeq, a predicted model, not a curated record